AGAAUGCAAUUAAACCCCGCAACAUACACAAGAAGAAACGCGUUUUUAGACAUUAUUAGAGUCAAACUAGGAGAACAAGAAUACCAUCAGCAACAAAAUCAAGAACAAGAACAAGAACAAGAACAAAAGCAAAGCUCACCAACUCCUAUGUCCAAACUCCAAACUGUCCCACCAGCACAACACAUUAAAAUUUAAACCAAAACCAAAAAUCAAAGAAACAGAAACAGAAAAAUCAGGAAAGCACAAAUCUUUUCUUUUCUUUCUAUAAACAAAUCAAAGAAAAGAUAUACUAGAAUACCAACCAGAAUCAUUUUUCCGUUUAUGUAAGGGAGAAAAAAAAAAAAAAAGAAAAGAAAGAAAGAAGAGGAAGAUGAACUUGAGCUCCGAUGCUUUGACUACUACUCUUUCCAACUCAAUCCAAGCUUUGGGUCGUGGGUUUGAUGUCACAUCUGAUAUAAGGCUUUUGUACUGCAAGGGAGCACCUGGGUCCAGGUUGGUGCAUAUUGAUGAAGAGCAUACCAGGGAUCUAGUCUUCUCUGAUGGGGUUUUGGUGCCCAAUGUUUCUGUUGAUAUUGAUUACUCUAGAGGCCAUAGGAAUAUUGAAAGAAUUCCUGUUUGCACCUUCCAUGAGAUGGCAGAAAGAUUCAAUGAGAAAUCAGGUUUAUCAGGACAUAUUCCACUCGGAAGCUUUAAUAGCAUGUUCAAUUUCACUGGUUCUUGGCAAGUUGAUGCAGCAGCGACAAAAUCCCUUGCAAUGGUUGGGCAUUUCAUUCCCCUGUAUAAGGUUCGAUUAGCCGAAGUGAAUUUAGUUUUGUGUGAGGAAAUCAAGCAUGCUGUUCCUUACUCCUGGGAUCCAGCGUCCUUGGCAAGCUUCAUUGAAAGCUAUGGUACCCAUAUUGUCACAUCUGCAACAAUUGGUGGAAGAGAUGUUGUUUAUAUCAGGCAGCAUCAGUCCUCGUCUUUAUUAGUGUCAGAUAUUGAGAGCUAUGUGAAAGACAUUGAAGAUCAGAGGUUUCAGGACAUAAAAAGUCAGUCAAGUGCCGGUCCCUUGAAAUACAAGGACAAGGAUGUAACAGUCAUUUUUAGAAGGAGAGGAGGUGAUGACCUUGAGCAGAGUCAUGCCAAGUGGGCAGAGACUGUGCAGUUCGCACCAGAUGUCAUUAACAUGACAUUUACUCCAAUUGUCUCUCUGCUGGAAGGAGUACCUGGCAUAAAGCAUUUAGCCCGGGCGAUUGAUUUAUACUUGGAGUACAAACCACCUAUAGAGGAUCUGCAAUAUUUCUUGGACUUUCAAAUUGUUCGCGUUUGGGCUCCAGAACAGAAGAGCCUUCAAAGAAAGGAGCCUGUUUGUCAAUCUCUUCAGUUCAGCUUGAUGGGUCCCAAGCUUUAUAUCAGCCCAGAUCAGGUGACAGUUGGCCGUAAGCCAGUUACUGGUCUUAGACUUAGCCUAGAAGGCACCAAGCAAAACAGGCUCUCCAUUCAUUUGCAACAUCUGGUGUCUCUUCCGAAAAUUCUUCAUCCACAUUGGGAUGCACAUAUAGCCAUAGGAGCACCCAAGUGGAAAGGUCCUGAAGAGCAAGACAGCCGUUGGUUUGAGCCUAUCAAGUGGAAGAGCUUCUCUCAUGUAAGCACUGCACCAAUAGAGUACACUGAUACUUCCAUCGGAGACCUCUCUGGUGUUCACAUUGUCACUGGUGCUCAGCUUGGCGUUUGGGAUUUUGGAGCCAAAAAUGUGUUGCACCUCAAACUCCUCUUCUCCAAAGUCCCAGGCUGUACAAUCAGGCGGUCUGUAUGGGACCAUAGCCCCUCCAGUCCUUCACAGCAGCCUAACGGGGCAUCAUCAUCAAUGUCAAAUGAAAAAGCCUCCAGUGAUAAGAAGGAAGAUAGUUCAAGCCAUGCCGGAAAAUUGGCAAAAAUAGUGGAUGUGAGCGAAAUGUCGAAGGGACCACAAGAUAUUCCAGGCCAUUGGUUGGUAACAGGAGCCAAGCUUGGGGUGGACAAGGGAAGAAUUGUUUUGCGUGUGAAGUACUCCUUAUUGAAUUAUUGAUAGAUUGUUUCUAUACUUUUAGGAUUACCAUUUUUCAUAUGUAAGCAUAGUCAGGCAUUCUUUGCACAGGUAUCCCUGUUCCUUUGUUUUUCUGUACAUUAUGUUCUUUAUUUAUGUUGCUUUUAGCCCCCCCAUUAGCUGAUGGUCACAUCAUAAAAAAUAUCUCAGGAAUUUUUCUUCUGGAUUUUCUUCUUUUACAUAUUUGUUUAUUGAAAGAGAAGGCUUUGUUAUCCAAUAAUAAUAGACUCGUGAUUUUGACCCA
Molecule: messenger RNA, 2309 nt
Organism: Jatropha curcas
Lineage: Eukaryota; Viridiplantae; Streptophyta; Magnoliopsida; Malpighiales; Euphorbiaceae
Gene: CAD1
Product: MAC/Perforin domain-containing protein
Biological process (GO): plant-type hypersensitive response; regulation of salicylic acid mediated signaling pathway
Cellular component (GO): plasma membrane
Source: RefSeq, a predicted model, not a curated record